Messenger RNA from Ochotona curzoniae (black-lipped pika), 603 nucleotides. RefSeq names its product binder of sperm protein homolog 2-like. The coding region runs from base 1 to 396 and encodes 131 amino acids. The transcript is spliced from 5 exons. Lineage: Eukaryota; Metazoa; Chordata; Mammalia; Lagomorpha; Ochotonidae. Gene Ontology annotation, molecular function: heparin binding. The record is from RefSeq and is a predicted model, not a curated record. Gene Ontology annotation, cellular component: cell surface.
AUGCGCAGCCUGGGCCGCUGGCUGGGCUGGCUGGGGCUGGCGCUCUGUAUGCUCCGGCUGAAGGCAGAAUUGAUUACUCAUUUAAAUCCUCCGAAACCAGAGCUCUCCUCCCACCCCUGCGUCUUUCCGUUCACCUAUGGCGACACGACACAUUACAGCUGCAUCUCCAUCCACAGCGACUUCAGCUGGUGUUCCCUCGACAGUCAGUUCCAGGGCAGGUGGCGCUACUGCACAUCCAGCGAUCCUCCACAGUGUAGUUUUCCCUUCCUCUUCAAAAGUAAGGUCUUCCACAUGUGCACCAAAGAGGACUACGUUUUGGAUCGGAGCUGGUGCUCAUUGACCAAAAACUACAACAAAGACAAAAAAUGGAAGCAGUGUUCCCCUUACAAUAUUUAGAUGAGCCUUGGUGGAGUUGAAUAUACAGAAGUCAGCGACCCAUCAGUCACCUGUCAAAACAGCACCCUGUGCUUCCUGCCUGCCCAGUGCUGACCACUAUGGCCAACAAACAGAUGAUCGUCUCUCCACAGGAAUGACACCUUUUCUUGGGGAGAAAAGACCCUUCUCAGUGGCAAUUUAUUUAAAAAUAAAUCUUUGAAAGAAAGG